Microplitis demolitor is the source of this 726-nucleotide messenger RNA. RefSeq names its product parkin coregulated gene protein. NCBI's taxonomy places the organism in Eukaryota, Metazoa, Arthropoda, Insecta, Hymenoptera, Braconidae. The record is from RefSeq and is a predicted model, not a curated record. The transcript is spliced from 4 exons. The coding region runs from base 1 to 726 and encodes 241 amino acids. Gene Ontology annotation, molecular function: Hsp70 protein binding; Hsp90 protein binding.
AUGGUUAAUCAACAUCAAUUUUGGGCAGAGAUACGUAAAAAUAAUCCCAAAUAUAAAAAAAAACCUCGAGUUGUUCCAGCCUUUACAAUUCAGGCUCUUCAGGACAAUACUGUGGUAGCAAGACCUCCGAAGUGCGGUCUCUAUAAGCCGAAUCCGCCAAAACCGUCAAACUUUCGUAAGUUCUACGAGCGCGGUUUGUUUCCGAUAUCCAUAGAAAAUGACGCGUCAUCAAUAACCUGGAAGGUAAACAUUGAGGAACUGGAUUUCCAUCACUACUUGCCGAUGUUCUUCGACGGGCUGACUGAAACCGAGCACCCAUACAAGUUUUUAGUCGAACAGGGAAUAUCAGACAUGCUGGAACAUGGGGGUCCCAAAAUACUACCGGUCGUUCCACAAUUAAUUAUACCCAUUAAAAAUGCUUUGAAUACUAAAGUACCGGAAAUUAUUUGCACGACAAUGCGAGCGCUCCAGCGGCUCGUCAGAUCUGCUGACUGUGUUGGUGAAUCUUUGGUACCGUACUUCAGACAAAUUCUUCCGAUUCCUAAUUUACUUAAAGAUAGAAAUGUUAAUCUUGGAGAAGGUAUUGAUUAUUCCCAACAACGAGGGGAAAAUCCAGCGGAUUUAAUUCAAGAGACUUUGGAAGUAUUAGAAAGAUAUGGCGGUGAAGAUGCAUUUAUAAAUAUUAAAUAUAUGGUACCUACUUAUGAGUCAUGUAUGAUGAAUUAA